Molecule: messenger RNA, 1598 nt
Organism: Bolinopsis microptera
Lineage: Eukaryota; Metazoa; Ctenophora; Tentaculata; Lobata; Bolinopsidae
Product: IgGFc-binding protein-like
Exons: 9
Coding region: 202-1311 (369 amino acids)
Cellular component (GO): extracellular matrix
Source: RefSeq, a predicted model, not a curated record
CAGUAGCACAAUUUGUGCACAGUAGCACAGUUCGUGCACAGUAACGCAGUUCGUGCACAGUAGCGCAGUUCGUGCACAGUAGCGCCUUUGUUUAAGUUAACCUUUAUACCACAACCGCUUUGGUGUCAGUUUAUUUAAGUAUUUGUACUUGGCUGACUAUCAUCUAUGCCGAAUUUAACUUACUUUUUUUAGUUUGCCAACAUGAUCACCUUUAACAAUUUGUACUUCUCUCUUGUCUUGUUGAACUGUGUCGUCUUGCUGGAACUAGUUGGGAGUACUGCGUUAGUUGCCGGUGGUGAAGUUAGACAACUUUCAAACGAUCUGUUCAAUAACUUAGCGGAGGAAGAGGGUUAUAUUGGGAGCAACAUGGUUACUUCUGCUGGUCUGGACAAGCUUCACACGUGCCAGGUGUUUGGAGACUCGCACAUUACCACAUUUGACGGAAAAAGGUACUCAGUUUGGGCAGGGUCUGACUGCACGUAUAUUCUCGCUUUGGAUUGCUACUACGCUUCGUGGUUUAUAUACGUUACCUUCGUGAAGUGUGGAGAAGCUAGUAAGAGCGUGUCCAGCGUGGUCCUCUUUAAACAGGAUACUGUAUUAAUCCUCACCCGCGGCUGGCAAGUUAACACUGAAAAGGGAGAGAUCCGUAUGCGCGAAGGAAGACCCCGACAUUUGGGCAGCGGUGUAUUUGUCCAACUUUUCCCAGAGCAUCUCAGGGUAAAUUUUCGAAGCUACAGAGAAGAGAAAAUAACGUUGUUGUGGGAUGGCUGGACCACAGUUACAGUGCAGACACAGGCUGAGGCAAUCUGUGGUCUAUGUGGAAAUAAUAAUGGAAACAAUGCUGAUGAGUUCUUCAACCUUUGGUUUCACGGAAAGGACCAAAUGGAUUUGCCGAGCGCAUUUGUUUCUAGCUGGAAUGUGGAUGAAACUAACACGUGUAAUGCGGUCGAGCAAAUUAAGUCAAAGAAUUGUUCGGACCCUGAAGUAGAUAGAGAAGCCAAGAGACGGUGUGAUUAUCUGCUGGGUAACCCCGUCUUCACGACACAGUGUCUAGGAGCAGAUCUGGAGUACUAUCUAGAACAGUGUUAUGUUGACCUGUGUUACCGCAUGGACCUGGACAAGGAGUAUCCCACAGAGUGCCAGAUAGCAAGCUCGCUGGCAGAGUUGUGUGCGGCUAGAGGCGGAGUGUUCCGGGACUGGAAGCGGAGACUGGGAUGUCCUGAGUCCUGCUCAGUACGACAGGCUGUCUUCUCCACUGGAUGUUCCUUGUCGCACUACCCCUGGAGGGAGAGGUGUCCAGCUCGCAACUAGCAGACAGCUGCUUUAUUGGGACUUUUCACGCGUGGUUAUAUCUUAAAUCACUGAUAACUUUCUAGAUAGGAUAUAUCUCAAUUUUAAUUAUAUUUUGUUUUUGGAUAAUUGCAAUUGUCGCAGCAGUCUAGUUGGGUACUGUACGUUGAUUUUAAGAAUUUAAAAAUAUUUUAUUGAUUUCAAUUAUUAAUAAGUGGGGUUAAGAUACUGUAAUUUACCCUAAUUCCAAACUUUGGUAUUUCAAUAAAGACCUCUAUAAUUAUAUCAUCAUAGGUUUUCAAAAUUUA